This is a messenger RNA of Candidozyma haemuli, 1053 nucleotides long. RefSeq names its product bifunctional (2E,6E)-farnesyl diphosphate synthase/dimethylallyltranstransferase (gene ERG20). The coding region runs from base 1 to 1053 and encodes 350 amino acids. Gene Ontology annotation, cellular component: cytoplasm. The record is from RefSeq and is a predicted model, not a curated record. NCBI's taxonomy places the organism in Eukaryota, Fungi, Ascomycota, Pichiomycetes, Serinales, Metschnikowiaceae. Gene Ontology annotation, biological process: trans, trans-farnesyl diphosphate biosynthetic process. The transcript has a single exon. Gene Ontology annotation, molecular function: (2E,6E)-farnesyl diphosphate synthase activity; dimethylallyltranstransferase activity.
AUGGACAAAGACGCCGCUAAACAAAAAUUCAUCGGCGAGUUCGACUCGUUGGUUGAGGAACUUAAAGAGAUCUUGGUCAACUACAACAUGCCCCAGGAGGCUGUUGAGUGGUUCACCAAGAACUUGUACUACAACACUCCAGGUGGUAAGUUGAACAGAGGUCUUUCUGUCAUUGACACUUACUGUAUCUUGAAGAAUGUCAAGAUUGACGACUUGUCUGCUGAGGAGUACAAGAAGGUCGCCAUCUUGGGUUGGGCUAUUGAGUUGUUGCAGGCUUACUUCUUGGUUGCCGACGACAUGAUGGACCAGUCUAAGACCAGAAGAGGCCAGCCAUGUUGGUACUUGAACCCUGGUGUUGGUAACAUUGCUAUCAAUGACUCUUUCAUGUUGGAGGGUGCCAUUUACAUGUUGUUGAAGAAGCAUUUCCGCCAGGAGGCUUACUACGUUGAUCUCUUGGACUUGUUCCACGAGGUUACUUUCCAGACUGAGUUGGGCCAGUUGUUGGACUUGGUUACCGCUGAUGAGGAGCACGUUGACUUGAGCAAGUUCUCGUUGGAGAAGCACUCUUUCAUUGUGAUCUUCAAGACCGCAUACUACUCCUUCUACUUGCCAGUGGCCUUGGCUUUGUUCAUGUGUGGAGUCACCUCUGAGAAGGACUUGCAGCAGGCAAAGGAUAUCUUGAUUCCCUUGGGCGAGUACUUCCAGAUCCAGGAUGACUACUUGGACUGUUUUGGUACCCCAGAGCAGAUUGGUAAGAUCGGUACUGAUAUCAAGGACAACAAGUGUUCUUGGGUCGUGAACCAGGCCUUGUUGAAGGCUAACGCUGACCAGCGUAAGCUUUUGGAUGAGAACUACGGUAAGAAGGAUGACGAGAGUGAGGCUAGAGUCAAGAAGUUGUUCAACGAGCUUGAAAUUUCUAAGCUUUACCACGAGUACGAGGAAGACGUUGUCGGUCGCUUGAGAAAGCAGAUUGACAAUCUCGAUGAGAGCAGAGGCUUGAAGAAGGAUGUCUUGACCGCUUUCUUGGGUAAGGUGUACAAGAGAUCCAAAUAA